UUUAACUGAAUCAGAAACAAUGCAUAUAACCUCUGCUAUUUUACCGUUUCCCUCUUUCCACCCUCUGUCUCUCCUACCCUGGAUCUCGCACCCUCCCCUCCCUUCCCUCCUCUUUGCAUCUUCCAAUGACUCACACGUUCCCCCUCCCCCCUGGUGUCAUACGUUUUCACCCCCACCCCUUCUGCCUGCUCUCCGUCUCUCAUUCGCCCACAUUCGCUCACUUUCUCCACCAGGCUUCAAACUCGCUGCAGUCUCUGUCACUGACUGGAACAGCACAGAAAUUGCACUGUCUUCUGGUCUGGAACAGGUUGACAGUAGAAUCAUACAUAGGAUGUCCAUAGUAAAUAUUUUUGCCAGGGAGAUCCUGGACUCCAGAGGAAACCCAACUGUUGAAGUAGAUCUGCAUACAGACAAAGGUCUUUUCAGAGCUGCAGUCCCCAGCGGUGCAUCCACUGGGAUCUAUGAGGCCCUUGAGCUCCGAGAUGGAGACAAAACACGUUACAAGGGCAAAGGUGUGACAAAGGCUGUUGGUCAUAUUAAUGACACCAUUGCACCAGCCCUCAUCCAGUCGGGGAUCAGUGUGCUCGACCAGGACAAACUGGACAAUAUGAUGCUUGAAAUGGAUGGCACUGAGAAUAAAUCAAAGUUUGGGGCCAAUGCUAUUCUAGGAGUGUCACUGGCCAUAUGCAAAGCUGGCGCAGCAGAAAAGGGUGUCCCCUUGUACCGUCAUAUUGCUGAUCUGGCAGGAAACAGAGAGCUGGUCCUUCCAGUUCCUGCAUUUAAUGUGAUCAAUGGUGGCUCCCAUGCUGGAAACAGGUUGGCUAUGCAGGAGUUUAUGGUACUUCCUGUUGGGGCGGAGUCUUUUCGUGAUGCUCUACGAGUGGGGGCGGAGCUUUACCAGACACUGAGAAAUGUCAUCAAGGAGAAGUAUGGUCAGGAUGCUACAAACGUUGGAGAUGAGGGAGGAUUUGCCCCCAAUAUACAGGAAAACAGUGAAGCCUUGGAGCUGAUUAAGAUUGCCAUAGAAAAGGCAGGCUUCACAGACAAAGUGGUGAUCGGGAUGGAUGUGGCUGCUUCAGAGUUUUUCAUUGAGGGCAAGUACGACCUGGACUUCAAAUCUCCACCUAAUGCUGCCCGCAACAUCAGUGCUGAAGAGCUGGCCAAUAUCUACCAGGGCUUCAUCAACAACUACCCAGUGGUGUCCAUUGAAGAUCCAUUUGACCAAGAUGACUGGCCAGCUUGGACGCAAUUUACAUCUUCUGUGGGAAUUCAGGUGGUUGGCGAUGAUCUGACGGUCACUAACCCACGCAGGAUAGAACGAGCUGUGGAGGAAAAGGCCUGUAAUUGUCUACUGCUGAAAGUCAACCAGAUUGGCUCUGUCACAGAGGCCAUCAAGGCGUGUAAAUUGGCUCAAGAGAAUGGCUGGGGUGUGAUGGUGAGCCACCGCUCAGGAGAAACUGAGGACACUUUUAUAGCUGACCUGGUGGUCGGCCUCUGCACUGGACAGAUUAAAACUGGAGCUCCCUGUCGAUCAGAACGUCUGGCUAAAUACAAUCAGCUCAUGAGGAUUGAGGAAGAGUUGGGUGAUCAAGCCCGCUUUGCUGGACACAACUUUCGCAACCCCAGUGCCAUCUGAGUGUUAAUGCAGAUAGCAGAGGUAUCAAGAAAACGUAUAUAGUCAAACCUUAUUCUCAUUCCCUCACUGAUACUCACCUUUUUGUGUAAAGCUCUAAACAAACAAAUACAUUAAGACUAACAAGUUUUCAAGCAGCCUAAAUGCGCAGAUAAUGCACUGCAGUUACAGUCUGUUGACUUCAAGCUUCAGCAGGUGAUUGAUUUAACUGACUACAGCUAAUCACAGUAAAGCCUGGUGGAAAAUAUCAGUGUUUCACUUCUCAGCACAGACAAGCACUUCACCUGAUGCUCUUGUUGGUUUCCCACACUUUCAUUUCCUGACUUGUCUCCUUUUGACCUACUGCGAAGUGUUUUGAUCUUCUGUGUCCUGUUGUUUCCUCUGCCUCCUGUGUUUCUCUGGUCCUUACUGAUGUAAACUCACAGUGUGAUACAACGUUGUGUCUGGUAUUUUGUCAGUCUGAAGUUGAGCUCAAUAAAAAAGAUGGAUAUAUGUGAACUCUAA
Molecule: messenger RNA, 2137 nt
Organism: Sphaeramia orbicularis (orbiculate cardinalfish)
Lineage: Eukaryota; Metazoa; Chordata; Actinopteri; Kurtiformes; Apogonidae
Product: gamma-enolase
Exons: 14
Coding region: 20-1636 (538 amino acids)
Biological process (GO): glycolytic process
Cellular component (GO): phosphopyruvate hydratase complex
Molecular function (GO): phosphopyruvate hydratase activity; magnesium ion binding
Source: RefSeq, a predicted model, not a curated record